CUCAAGAUCUGAACCUGCUAUGACUGACCCAGACGUCCUCACUGAGGUCCCAGCAGCUCUCAAACGCCUUGCCAAAUAUGUGGUGCGUGGCUUUUAUGGCAUUGAACAUGCUUUAGCUCUGGACAUUCUCAUCAGGAACCCCUGUGUGAAGGAAGAGGACAUGUUAGAGCUCCUUAAAUUUGAUAGGAAGCAGUUGCGGGCUGUCCUCAACACCCUCAAGGGUGACAAGUUCAUCAAAUGCAGGAUGAGGGUAGAGACGGCUCCAGAUGGCAAAACCACCCGUCAUAACUACUACUUCAUCAACUACCGCCUUCUGGUUAAUGUGGUGAAGUACAAGCUGGACCACAUGAGGAGGAGGAUUGAGACGGAUGAAAGAGACUCCACCAAUCGCGCCUCUUUUAAAUGCCCCAUUUGCUUCAGCACUUUCACAGACUUGGAGGCCAACCAGCUGUUUGACCCCAGAACAGGAACUUUCCGCUGUACUUUCUGCGAGACUGAAGUGGAAGAAGAUGAGUCGGCGAUGCCCAAAAAGGAUGCAAGGACACUCGUGGCAAGAUUUAAUGAGCAGAUUGAGCCCAUCUAUGCACUGCUUCGUGAGACGGAAGACGUUAACUUAGCCUAUGAAAUCCUCGAGCCAGAACCCACAGAGAUUCCUGCCCUGAAGCAGAGCAAGGAGCGUGCAGCUGGUACUGGUUCAGGGCCAACAGCUGGCCUUGCAGGUGGACACCAUCGGGAAGCAUGGACUACAAAAGGACCAUCAUAUGAGGACUUGUAUACCCAGAAUGUUGUCAUCAGCAUGGAGGACCAGGAGGAUCUUAACCGGUCUGCAAGUGAAGGAAAGCCAGCCAGAGAGAGGCCAAUUUGGCUACGAGAGAGCACAGUGCAGGGGGCUUAUGACCCUGAUGAAAUCAAAGAUGGGGCCCGGGAUCUGGAUGCCUUCCAGGAGCGUGAGGAGGGACGAGCAGCUCUGGAUGAUAAUGAGGAGGUGAUGCGUGCCCUGCUUAUCCACGAGAAGAAGACACCUUCUGCUUCAACAGUCACUGUCGGAGGUGCCGCUCCUCUCUCCGGUGCCAAUGCUAGUGACUCCGAGAGCGAGACGAGCGAGUCAGAGGAGGAAUCCCCUCCCCGCCCUCCCACCACGGCCACCACAACAUAUGGGCUAGAGGAUGAGGAUGAGGAUGAAGAGUUUGAGGUGGUGGCAGAGGACCCCACCGUCACAGUGGCUGGGCGUCCACACUCGUACAGCCAAGUGAGCCAGCGGCCUGAGCUGGUGGCCCAGAUGACACCGGAAGAAAAAGAGGUUUACAUAGCCAUGGGGCGACGCAUGUUUGAGGAUAUGUUUGAUUAACUGCUUCCUGCCGUGGCAUUUUUUAAAAAGUGACUUUUUAAGCCAGAGAUUCCCUAGUAAAACAGAAGACUAAAGUGCAUCUUUCCUCCCCUGUGCGCAGGGACACUGGGGCUUGGGACUGCUAAUCUCAGGCAUCUUGCCCACCAGAGAGAGGUAGAAGGAAGGCUGUGUGUGCCAAAACGGGUAGGGGAGGACAAGUCUCAGAAGUGAGGAUGCUUGCAAAGUAAAAAUCUGUUUCAGGGUGCCCCGCGCAGGCACUGCUUUAACCCUCUCCAAGGCCGCAGCAGCUGCCUCCCCUCAGUUGCUUUGGGUUGAUUUUUGUCGCAGAUCCUAGUGAAGUCCACAUCCCUGCCCUCAGAGGACGAAAGGGUUCCAUAGUCUCAUCAGAGUGCUCUGCAGAGGAAGGUGUAAGUAACAUUACAGCUGCCUGUGCUUAGUGAGGGGAGAGGAGAGGGACGCACUCGUCUGCUGAUGGGAAGCUUGGGCAGGGCUUGUAGCUGACCUCCUGCUAGCAGCCACUCGCCGGCGGAGUGGCUGUUUCUAAGCAGGCCUGUAGGCAGCAACCUUUUCUUGCUCCCGUUUGCUCCUUACUAGGUCUCAGCACCUCAAGGUCAGGUGUAACUUGAAACACGCGGAGUGAAAGCCUUGGCAAGCGUACACAGUCACUCUUUGUCAAUGUAACGAAAGCCCUCCAUGCAUCUGAGCUGUCGGAGUGCUCUGACUUACCAGGAGAUACCUUAAUUUUUCAGUAUUGUUGCCUGUUGCUUCUGCCUAGUCCUGUCCAAACUCCAGUGUUGCAGACGGUUCGGUUCGUAGUGGGCAGGGCCGUAGUCAGGCAGCGCCAGAGAAAUAGCAUAGCUAGUUUUUAUUUGCAGUCAUACCAGGGCUGUAUCAUUUUAAGAGGAAUUAUGCAAUUUUGAAUUCUGCUUUGGCACACUCUUUUACCAUAGAGAAACAUUUAUCAGUGCCUACAGAGCAAUAUCAUAUUUUUAAUGUUUUUCUCUUUUGAUUGAAAAUGUUGUUUUGUAAAAUUGUUGUUUUCCUAUCCAGUACUACAAUAAAACAAAGUGAUAAAAGAAUCUUGUGUUCCAGAGGGUAGGGACAGUAUUAUGUGCUGUUCUAUUUACAUGGGCAGCAUGAAUUUGCUGUUCACUGAGACUGUAAAUCUGUUUUAUACUAACUAUGCUUUCUAUGUUCUGCUAACCUUGUAAUGCUUCCUUUGUCAUUUUACUUUCAGCUUCUUGAU
Messenger RNA from Gavia stellata (red-throated loon), 2594 nucleotides. RefSeq names its product general transcription factor IIE subunit 1 (gene GTF2E1). Bases 20 to 1348 code for a protein of 442 amino acids. Lineage: Eukaryota; Metazoa; Chordata; Aves; Gaviiformes; Gaviidae. The transcript has 4 exons. The record is from RefSeq and is a predicted model, not a curated record. Gene Ontology annotation, biological process: transcription initiation at RNA polymerase II promoter; transcription open complex formation at RNA polymerase II promoter. Gene Ontology annotation, cellular component: transcription factor TFIIE complex.